AUGGCAACUGCAAGUCAUAUCGAGCUGAACCCAGCAUCUGCUGGAGUAUACCACGCACCAGAAAUCACGUCCGAGUCGGGCAAAGUUGCAAGUCAACUGCUUCAAGAAAAUCAUGAUAGGUAUCAUAUGUAUUUCAACCCGAGCGGUUUUCACAAUCACAUCGCCCAUCAUCUGUUGACGAUUUAUGCGCUGGGCGCUACCCCGGGUGAGUUGAAUGAAGCCUUUGACCAUAAUAAAGGAUAUCAAAGGCCACUUCCGGCGGUGCAGGACAGGAUCGUCGAGGAUAUGACGGAUCGUGAGAAGUUCAAGCAGUAUCUGGGAAAGGAGCGCUAUUUCCACGACUAUGCCGACUAUUUCCGCAAAGACAUUGAUGAAAAGGGUUGGGAGGCUGUGUUGAAUGAGCAUUUGUUUGCUGGAGAUGAACAUGCCGAAAGAUUGCUUACGAGGUUGUAUGCCGGUUUUCUUCAUCCCAUCAUUCAUCUCGGGUUUGGAGUGGAGUUCAAACAACCAGCGAUCAUCGUUGAAGCACUUGCUCAAACGGCUACGCAUGACAAUUGGAUUGCUCCGUUCCUACUUACCGCUGAGGAGAAGGCUAGAACUUCCACCAAAAAGUCAAAGAGUCUUGUGCAGUUGAUCCACGAAGCGCAAAAGAAUCCAAAGCUCCGAUCAUCAGCUCAUUGGGAUGACGGGAACAAGAUACGAGAUGGCGUUCUGGUGCGUGCACCGGAUGAGAUGCUGGAGCUGGCUUCUCAAUGGACGGUCAAACCUGAGGAGCUCAAACAGAAGACGGCUGAAAUGAUCGGUGCAUCCAUAUAUUUCACAGGCGCAGCUCAACACCCUCCCAAGAAGGUCAAGUUUGAUUUCUACUACAUGCACUGCGUCAACAGCUCGAUCUUCUUCUCGACUCUGAUCAAGGAACCCUGGCUUAGCACGGAGAACAAGUGCAGGAUACUGGAAUGGAAGGGGCGCAUAGAUCUAGCGCUGUAUGUCUCUCGUGCAUGUCCAGAACUGUUGCUCGACGAGAUCAAGAACUACAAACCGAAGAACCCAGAAGAUGGUUGGGCAGGCAUUGUUCGAAGAGUGGAUGCACUCCCCGACGAUGGCCAUGCAAGCAAAUUAGUGAGAGCUAUUGCACACGGCGAGCAGGCUUGCAAACCAUAUGAAGGUGAAGCCGACGAUGUUUUCCCUCUCAAGGGCAACAUGUGGGAAUUGCUAGGACACAUGGCUAUUGACUCGGUUGAGGGUAGCCGAGAGGAUAGUUGGGUUCGAAGCGCUGGGUUUGAGCAAGCCUGGCAGAACGUGCCUGAGAGGGCAAAGCUGUGA
Messenger RNA from Exophiala aquamarina CBS 119918, 1323 nucleotides. RefSeq lists its product as uncharacterized. Lineage: Eukaryota; Fungi; Ascomycota; Eurotiomycetes; Chaetothyriales; Herpotrichiellaceae. The transcript has 2 exons. The record is from RefSeq and is a predicted model, not a curated record. Gene Ontology annotation, molecular function: oxidoreductase activity. Bases 1 to 1323 code for a protein of 440 amino acids.